This is a messenger RNA of Protopolystoma xenopodis, 272 nucleotides long. Lineage: Eukaryota; Metazoa; Platyhelminthes; Monogenea; Polystomatidea; Polystomatidae. The record is from the annotation of a GenBank genome assembly.
ACAGCAUUUCAUCUUAUUGUGUCGAUGCCGCUCCUAUUUCCUUACAGAUGAUAACUGCAUGUGGAGGUACUUGGCAUCCAGAGCAUUUUCUUUGUACUAGCUGUCGCAUCGGCCUUGUUCGGCAAGAUUUCUACGAAAGAGAUGAACAGCCCUACUGUGCAGAUUGUCACCAGACCAUGUUUUCGCCAAAAUGUGCUUACUGCAAUGAAGCCAUCCUUGAUUAUAUUGAAGCAUAUGUCCUAAAUGCUUAUAUUCCCUCAUCGACAAUAUAA